GAAUCCCUAAAAAAAGUACAAGUGGUUUCUCUAUGGAAAGUGAAGACAUAUAGGAGGACAUAAAAAACGAAAAAAUAGAGGUGGAGAAAAAAUAGCGGAAGCUGUAAUAAAGCCUUACACGAUUUGAAUGCUUGUUGUUCUUUUAUUAGUGGAUAUUGUUAUCGAGAAUAUAAUGUCGGUUGGGGGUAAACAGAGUAGUCUCAGAAAAGCCAUUGGAGCGAUUAAGGACACGACCACUGUCAGUUUGGCUAAAGUACAUAGCGGUUACAAGGAAUUGGACAUUAACAUUGUCAAGGCAACCAAUCAUGUGGAGCGCCCUGCAAAAGAAAAACAUAUAAGAGCUAUUUUUGCUUAUAUAUCCGCAACAAGGCCUCGUGCUGAUGUUGCUUACUGUAUUUAUGCUCUUGCGAAGCGUUUAUCAAGGACACGCAAUUGGGCGGUUGCCUUGAAAACUUUAAUUGUUAUCCAUCGAGCUUUGAGAGAAGUGGACCAAACAUUCCAGGAAGAACUGAUUAACUUUAUCAAGUUUAAAGGCCAUAUGCUCAAUAUGGCUCAUUUCAAAGAUGAUUCUGGUCCUCAUGCUUGGGAUUAUUCUGCUUGGGUUCGCAAUUAUGCUUUAUUUAUAGAAGAGCGACUGGAAUGCUUCCGGGUGUUAAAAUAUGAUGUUGAGGCAGAACGCCCGAGAACUAAAGAUCUAGAUACUCCUGACAUGCUUGAUCAGUUACCAGCUCUGCAGCAGCUAUUGUUCCGCAUUGUUAGCUGUCAGCCUCAAGGAGCAGCAGUCCAUAAUUUUGUGAUUAAAACAGCACUUUCUUUGGUUGCCUCAGAAAGCAUCAGAGUCUAUAAUGCGAUAAAAGAUGGCCUUAUUAAUUUGGUUGACAAGUUCUUUGAGAUGAAAAGGCACGAUGCUCAAAAGGCUUUCGAUAUAUACAGGAGGGCAGGGAAACAGGCUGAGAGACUGGCAGAAUUUUAUGAGUUAUGUACACGCCUUGAUGUUGGGCGUGGAGAAAGAUAUGCUACUGUUGAGCAGCCCCCUGGAUCAUUUCUACAAGCAAUGGAAGAGUAUGUACGAGAUGCUCCUCGUGCUUCAACUCUUCGCAAGGAUCUGAAGGCACUUGAAGCUCCCAAAGUGAUCUUAUCCAUUGACUAUAAGAAAACCCAUGAGAAGGAGGAGAAAAGGCCACCGUCUCCAUCUCCACCUCCACCUGAACCAGUAAAAGUGGAAGCUCCUGUGCAAACCCCAGACCUGUUGGGUCUCAAUGAUCCGGCUCCAGCGGCUUCUGGUUUCGAUGAGAAGAAUGCUUCAGCUUUGGCUAUUGUUCCAGUUGACAAUCAAUCAGCUACUUCUGGUCCAGACUCGGCAAAUGGAGGAACAGGCUGGGAAUUAGCACUUGUUCCUACUCCGAACUCUAAGGACAGUGCUGCAGCUUCAAGCAAAAUGGCUGGAGGUAUGAAUAAGUUUCUGCUGGAUACCUUAUAUGAUGAUGCAAUUAAACGAAGUAACCAGAACGUGAGUUACAACCCAUGGGAACAACAAUCCUCACUAGCCAAUCCUACAGCUGCACAAACAUACGAUCCAUUUUAUGCAUCCAAUACCUUAGCUGCAGCAUCAACUGUUCAGAUGGCAGCCAUGGCUAGUCAGCAACAAGCCUUUAUGUUACAGCAACAGCAGAUGAUGAUGAUGAUGAACCCACAACAGCAGCCAUUCAAUCCCUUUGGUAAUCCAUAUGGGGCUGCUGCUUCUGCUGUCCUCCCAUAUGGUUCUGGUAUGCCAGUUCAAGCUUCCAAUGCAUAUACCGGACUCAUUUAGGAACUACAGACAAGGGAAACCUUCUCGGUUUUUCUCUAAAAGAUCUGCAGGCACUCAUUAUAUUGCUACAAGUGCAUAGGAUAAUUAUGUACACGUAAAUAAUUAGGAAGGGCGGGACCUUCGAAUUUGUAUAAUUUGAUUAUUGAAGUCAAUAAAGAGCUUUAUUACCUGU
This is a messenger RNA of Daucus carota subsp. sativus, 1982 nucleotides long. Its product is annotated as putative clathrin assembly protein At5g35200. Gene Ontology annotation, biological process: clathrin coat assembly; clathrin-dependent endocytosis; vesicle budding from membrane. The transcript has 16 exons. Bases 128 to 1810 code for a protein of 560 amino acids. Gene Ontology annotation, cellular component: clathrin-coated vesicle; clathrin-coated pit. Gene Ontology annotation, molecular function: 1-phosphatidylinositol binding; SNARE binding; phosphatidylinositol-4,5-bisphosphate binding. The record is from RefSeq and is a predicted model, not a curated record. NCBI's taxonomy places the organism in Eukaryota, Viridiplantae, Streptophyta, Magnoliopsida, Apiales, Apiaceae.